UCUAACAAUAAAACAUAUAUUAUUAUGAUAAUAUAUUAUUUUAUUAGAUUUAGAUUAGUACUUUGCAGAGCUGAAGAGGUCCAUAAAAAGAACCAAUGAGAAAGAACAGGCGGUUAAAGAGAGAGACAGAGUGGAGUAGGAGUCGGUGAUUCUAGUGGAUUCGUCUCUGCAAUAUUUUUUGCUUGAAUAUUGUUUUUUGAACUCAAAAAGGCAGAAACUCUGGGGAGACGGCAAGCAAGGACAAGAUUUUGUGUAGUACCAUGAUAAAAGAAAAGGGAGAUGUCCAAAGUCUGAUUCAAUUUCCUACACUUUUACAAGACAACAAGGUGCUGUAAUAAAAGCAAAACUCUCUCUCUUCCCAUUUCGAAAAGAAGAAGAAAAAAGAUCAGAUAGAUUAAAGCCAAAAAGAAAGAGACACACCCGAUCAAAGGAACAAAAGUUGCAAGCUUUUCAUCUUAUCUUCUUCUCCCUUGUGCCUCUCCUUCUUCAGCAACAAGCUAAGCUGUUUCUGGUUUGAAGAAUGGUCUAGUGAACCAAGUCUUGCAUGGCAAACCAUAGAGUUGGGGAGACCGGUUUGACUGACUCGGGACCUUCGAAUCACCACCAUGAUAUCUCUUAUGCAGUUCUUCAUGGAAUGAAUGUUCCCACAAGUUUCAUCCAUCAAGAAGGACCUGCGUUUGGUUUUGGAGAGCUAGAAGAAGCAAUGGUGCUGCAAGGAGUGAAAACUCGAAACGAUGAAGCUAAAGCACCUUUAUUCACAACAGGCAGACCAGCAGCUACCCUGGAGAUGUUUCCUUCUUGGCCAAUGAGAUUCCAGCAAACCCCUAGAGGAAGUUCAAAAUCAGGAGGGGAAAGCACUGAUUCAGGUUCUGCAGUGAAUACAAUCUCCAGCAAGACCGAGAUCCAGCUUGAACAGGAUUCUCCCAGCAGUACUAAAAAGACAACUCCUUUGGAUCAUCAACAAAAGAUGGCAAGUGAUAUCUCAAGAACUGGAACAUCACAGAAUCAAUCAAUUGCAGAACUACCCCAUGAAAAGAGAAGGGGUUCAACUUCUGAGAAACAGCUUGAUGCUAAGACACUGAGACGUUUAGCCCAAAACAGAGAAGCUGCAAGGAAAAGUCGUCUUAGAAAGAAGGCUUAUGUUCAACAACUAGAAUCAAGUAGAAUAAAGCUAACUCAACUUGAACAAGAUCUUCAGAGAGCACGAUCUCAGGGACUUUUCUUGGGAGGUUGUGCUGGUGCUGGUGGAAAUAUCAGCUCUGGGGCUGCAAUAUUUGACAUGGAAUACUCGAGAUGGUUAGAAGAUGAUCAGAGGCACAUGUCGGAGCUAAGAACUGGUUUAAAUGCACACCUUCCCGACAGCGACUUUCGAAUAGCCGUGGACAGUUACAUCUCACAUUACGAUGAGUUUUUCCGGUUGAAGGCCGCCGCUGCAAAGGCCGAUGUUUUUCACCUUAUAACUGGCAUGUGGACGACUCCGGCGGAACGCUGCUUCCUUUGGAUGGGAGGUUUCAGGCCCUCCGAACUCAUCAAGAUGCUAAUAUCACAAUUAGAUCCACUAACUGAACAGCAAGUGAUGGGGAUUUACAGCCUCCAGCAUUCUUCACAACAGUCAGAAGAAGCACUCACCCAAGGCCUCGAACAGCUCCAGCAGUCGCUGAUCGACACCGUUGCUGGCGGUCCGAUCAUCGACGGAAUGCAACAAAUGGCUGUUGCCUUAGGCAAGCUUGCCAACCUUGAGGGCUUCGUUCGCCAGGGUGACAAUUUAAGACAGCAAACCCUUCACCAGUUGUCCAGGAUACUGUCGGUUCGACAGGCGGCACGGUGUUUUCUGAUGAUCGGAGAGUACUAUGGGCGUUUACGAGCACUUAGUUCCCUUUGGGCGUCCCGUCCUCUAGAGAGCAUGAUGAGCGAUGAUCAUUCGUGUCAAACAACAGACUUGCAAAUGGUUCAACCCUCACAGAAUCAUUUCUCAAACUUUUGAUAAAGAACAAUUCAC
Messenger RNA from Hibiscus syriacus, 1999 nucleotides. RefSeq names its product transcription factor TGA9-like. The coding region runs from base 545 to 1984 and encodes 479 amino acids. Lineage: Eukaryota; Viridiplantae; Streptophyta; Magnoliopsida; Malvales; Malvaceae. Gene Ontology annotation, molecular function: DNA-binding transcription factor activity; sequence-specific DNA binding. The record is from RefSeq and is a predicted model, not a curated record. Gene Ontology annotation, biological process: regulation of DNA-templated transcription; DNA-templated transcription. The transcript has 13 exons.